AUGUCUGUUGCAUUAAGAGUGCUUUUUGCCAUUGUUUUGGUAUGUUACUUUGGCGUGUCAGCUGGAAAGCUGCCUUCCAUAAAAGAUUGCAAGCAAGGAAAACGUGGAGUGAUUGAUUGCAGAGGCAUGGGAUUUCAAAAUGUUCCCUACGACAUAUUUUCCAUUCCUAAAGUUAAAAUGUAAGUAUAUACCUUGCGUUCUUGCUGAAACCCAACACUCGAUUGGCAACGUGAGGGACGGGUCAUUAUGUAUAGGUUAUUUUGAGGCAACGAGGGGAUAUGUGAUUUAUUCACCGAGGCGCGUAGCGCCGACGUGAAUAAACACAUAUCCCCGAGGUGCCUCAAAAUAACGUACUUAUUUUUCACACUGCGAGGUCGCAUUAAUGAGUAAGAAUAGAAAUAAUUCUUAAUGUCAUAUAUUGCCUUCGUUAUGUUGUUUUUUCUCAUUUUUUUGUGAUGCAAAGACAUUGCAGGUGAAUAUUAGAGGGGAUUAUUAAUUGCAGGUGAAUAUUAGAGGGGAUUAUUAAUUGCAGGUGAAUAUUAGAGGGGAUUAUUAAACGGAAAUUGAUUAGAGGGGAAUAUUGAAUAUAUAAAUAAGAACAAAGGAAACCGAGCAGGGUGAAAAAUAAUUAUGUUUAUUCAUUCAAAUUGGUGGCUGGGAAUGGAUUUUAACAACUUCUGUUUUAUGUUUUCAGCUACCUCAGUGGAAAUCCUUUGAUCUGUGACUGCAGUUUUGUUUGGUUUUUGCGAGAAUCGUCUGAAAACAAGAAAAGAAUUCUGGAUUACAACGCUAUGAAAUGUGCCAAUUUCAAGAUGAAAGGCUAUCUGGUUAAAAAAUUAACACGCGAGAACCUUAUCUGCAAAACCAGUAUGUUUUAUUCAGCGGGGUCAAAAUAAACAAAUUUGUCACCAAUCAUACAAUGUCUUACCAUGAAUUGUCUUGCCUUACCAUAAUAGCACACCAUGCCAUAUCGUGCUAUACCAUACCAUGCUUUACCAUAGCAUAUGUUUUGUCAUAUCAUACCACACUAUACCAUAUGGUCCAUACCAUACGGUCCAUACCAUGCUAUACCAUAUCAUACUGUACCAUAUAUACCACACCAUACACACAAUACACAAUACAAUGCAAUGCAAUGCAAUACCAUACCAUACCAUACCAUACCAUACAAAGCUAUGCCAUAUUACAUUAUACCAUACCUCUCUCUAUAAAAGAACAUUUAUUUUUAUUUUAUUAGAGCAAUUCAAAUUGAAAGAUUAUUGUUACAAGUUAUUUUCAUUUUGGAACUGUGAAAAAACACCACCACGUAUUCCAUCCGACGUCUUCAUUGGAAGCGGACACAUUGGGUAAGUUUUUUGUAAGAUUUUUAGUCUACCAUAACGCGUUAUCAGUGUACCAUAUAAAGUUUAUUUUUAGGGACCUGAGGGGUGAGUUUCCGUGCGAUUGUGAUACAGUGUGGUUUAUCAGACGUUUGAAAACCCGUGCAGCGAAGAAGCGAUUUCUAGACAGGCACAAACUGGUAUUGUGUAAAGCUGAUAAAGCAAAACGAAUUUCGAAACCUGUUCCAGCUUAUGAUGUCGCCGAGGCGAAAAUGUGUCCUCAAAAAGGUUUGUUAAACUUAAUGUUCACCAUCGUUGGAUUUCUUCUGUGAUAAAAUCUGACGAUAAGAAGAAAACUGUAGAUUAAAAGAUAUACAACGACCUGAAAAAUACAAGCAGAACCUCAACGAUUUGAGCAAAAGCCUUUCGUUGGGAGGUUAUGUAGCGAAGAAGGGCAGACGAACGACUUGCCGCUUGAAACGUUGAAGUUCUGCUUAUAUUCUUCAGGUCGUUGUAUCUUUCUCCAUCUGUAGCUGUCUUGUAUUAAACAACCUACUAUGACUAGAAUUUGCUAUUUCAUGUGAACUUGAACUGUGUGUGCCAUAACAAGCUUCCGUUCGUAUAUAUAUAUAUAUAUAUGUAAAAUAUAUAUAUAUAUUUACGUAUAAUUACAUAUAUAUAUAUAUAUAUAUAUAUAUAUAUAUAUAUAUAUAUAUAUAUAUAUAUAUAUAUAUAUAUAUAUAUAUAUAUAUAUAUAUAUAUGUAAAAAACCGUUCAUGUUUAAUAUUUACCAUAAAUGGUAUUUUCUUGGUAAAUAUUAAACAGCAUGGUUUUUACUAAUUUACCAGUUUUUACAACCCCCGAGCAUUGUUUUACUGAAAUUUACUUUUUUACCUUUUCACAGCAAAUGAUCGCUGCAAAGCUAACCCAUGUCCAGCUAAGGUGACGACAUGCAAGAAUACUGCAAAGUCUUAUGAAUGUAUUGGUGAGUGUACAACUACUGGAAAUUUUUAAAAAUUCAAAUGCUCAAACCUACUCAUAACAUUCUGAAAAUUAUUUUGGUCAAAUGCAAAGGGGGGGCACCACAGGCAACCCUGGAGUAUACAAAGUGGGGACUACAGUAAAUUUUUAAAAAUUCAAAUAAUGCCCCCAGCCUACUCGAAACUUUCUGAAAAUUGUCAAAAACCAUUUCUUUCAUCAAAACAAUAGCCCUAUUCACAUUAGAGACGGACAAGUCGUCUAGACGAACAAAUCGUCUCUCAAAAAUUAAAUCGUCUUCACAGACGGACAAGUAGUCGAACAAAUUCAGACGACUUGUUCGUCUAAAAUUUUGUCCGACACGUUUUCACAUCUGAUGAUUUGUCCGACUAAAAGACGAUUUGUUCGUCUAGACGACUUGUCCGUCUUCUAAUGUGAAAACGGCUAAUUAGUUUUGACUGAUAAAACCCGGGGGUGAACAAAGGUGUAUUUUUUUCACGUCAAUGGUUUUCAACAAUUUGAAUGGAAUUUCUUAAUGUUUUUUUUUAUAUAUUUUGUCUAGAUGUAAACGAAUGUUCAAGAAAAGGUUUGUGUAAAAAACCUGAAGUCUGCGUGAAUAAGAUGAAAACUGGGUACGAGUGCCGAUGCCCGAAAGAACUUGUGAGGGACAAGGCUAGCAAGAAAUGCGUUGGUAAGUAAAUGUCUCUUUCUGGAUGGAUUAGAAAAUUAGUUGUGUUGUUGUCUUCAACGGUGUGUUUCAGAGUAGGUACUGUGAUGCCAAUAAGGGACCGGUCAUAAAGUAACUGCUAGGGUGGGCUGGAGUGAUUUGGGAUAGGCCAUGGAAAAUCUUUGGGCAGUUUCGAUGGGCCGCCGAUUUUUUUUUAUGUCCACGGUGGGUCACCAAACAAAAACCCAUGCAUGUCUACUUCAAAAUAUAAAGAUAUUAAUAAUAAAAGUAAACAAAACUAUCCAAAUUAUCAAAUGCAAAUGAUGCUAUUGAAGCCAGUACUUUGUUUAUACAACAAGAAGUAGUCAAAUCACAGCAAAUACAACCAACUGGAGAGCAGCUCAGUCGUAUCGUAAUUGGUGAGGAAUGUGUUGGUCAAGCUUGGAACUAGUUGUGUUAUUGUCUUGAAUGGUGUCAGUGUAGGUGGGAUGCAACUAGUUGGAAAAUACAAGGACAAGGAGAUACCAGCACUUGUGGUGUGGUGGUUGUCUUUCAAGCUGGGAGAGCCGGGUCCAAUCCUUGGUCGGACCUCUACUCAAGGUCUUAAAAUGAUUGAGGGAAAGAGCUACCUUUACAUUGACAUCAGUAAAUGGUUAGACUUUUACGUCUUCUUGGAUAAGGUCAUUAAUAGGUACCUUGGAUCCCUAUCUAUUGGUUGGGCAAUAGCCUGUUGAGAAAUAGCAAUGUGUGAAACUCAAUAGACAAAACAUUUUGAUGUUUUCAGCGAAGGCCUUUCUCGGCUAUCAAUGCCUGGCCAUUCAAAGGGCCUUUGCUUGAAACAUCAAAAUGUUUUGUUUAUUGAGUUUCUUACAUUGCUAUUUCCAAAGCUUUCUCAUUUCUAUCAUUUCAGAUAUUUAACAUAUCCACAAUUAAUAUGAACCUUUGAGUUGAAGGGGUCAUUUUUAGCACAAUACAAAAACACCAUUGAGAGUUUUUAAAUAUGAUUUGUAUUGUUUUCUCCGAACAGUUCCAGAUCCGUGCAAAAGUAAAGAGAGUCCGUGUCCCAGCACCUCGAAAUGUGAAACUACUCAAUCAUCAUCUGGUACAAUAUCACACCGCUGUGUUGGUAAGUUAACCCAUUCAGUGGUAGCUCUCUUCCCUUGACGAGUAAAGUCAUCUGGCGUCAGACAGAGUAGAAUACUAAAGUAGGGCACAUCUGGGCGUAUUGCCACUGAACAAUGAGGGUUAACAGGGUGCAUGGGCUGAGUCUGAUUAACCAAUCAAGUGGCAGCAAUCUCCCCUUGAUGAGUUAACUGACAUGGGAUUAACAAAAGAUCGCAAUUACUUGACCUCCGUAGAAAACAACAAGCCUUGGAAACAAAGUUAGUGAAGUCAAGUGUUUUGCUUCACGCGGCCGUUUUUCAUUUUUCAGACAUUGACGAAUGUUUGACUGGCAAGUACAAAUGUGGUGACGGAGAGGAGUGCUACAAUAAGGAGAAUGGGUACGAGUGUCGAUGUACGAAAGGUCUUACCCGAGAAAAGGGAAAGUGUAUUGGUAUGUCGUUAUGUAAUGAUUAACUUCAAUUAACCACAUAUUGUAUUAUACAGUGUCAUGUGACUCAUGUUCUCAAAUACAAAUAAGAAACUUAGUCCAUAUUUAUUUUCAGCUAAAAUUGAUCCGUGCAAGGCAAAACCUCCGGUGUGCGAUAUUAAAAUACAACGUUGUGUUUCGGCAAACUGGACUUCGUAUGAAUGUCUAGGUAACACUUUAAUAUGCUUUUCUCAAUUAAUCCAUAAAGUUAUUGCAAUGUUUUAUGUUUUAUGAUCCUUACUGGACCUCCAUGGGGAAGACUAAAUUUAGACAGACAUAUCAGAUACUCAAUUGUGUUUCACUUUACGUUUUCCAGACAUUGAUGAAUGUUUGACGCAAAAACACGAUUGUGAUAAGAAUGCAAAAUGUAUUAACACUGAACCAGGAUUUAAAUGUCAGUGUAAACCUGGUUUUAAGGAAUACGAUAAUGGAAGAACAUGCAAAGGUAAUGUUAUUUCUUUGUAUUCGAUGUUUUUGCAUUCAAUAUUUCUGUCACUGAUUUUGUUGGCUUUUUCUCUUCUUCCCAUUCUAAAAUCAUUUUAUUGUUUUUUUUUUAUAGAUCUGAACGAAUGCUCAAACAAAUUUAUCUGUGCAAAGCAUGCUAAAUGUACAAACCUUCCUGGAUCUUACAAAUGUGAAUGCAAUCCUGGCUAUUCUGGAGAUGGAAAAUAUUGCAAUGGUACGAUGUUUGUUUAAAUUUUGUGCUUCCAUAAUGAUUGUUUAUUGCUGUUCGGUUUUCUUUAAAACUCUGUCUGAUUCAAUUUCCAUCCUACUGUACUGUACUGUACUGUACUGUACCGUACCGUACCGUACCGCACCGCACCGCACCGCACUGCACUGUACUGUACAUAUAUCUGCUCCCAUCUCACAGACAAUGAUGAAUGCAAAGGUCACAACAAGUGUUCUGUUGAUGCAAUAUGCAAGAACAAACGUGGAACUUUCCAAUGCGUUUGUAAGAAAGGCUACCGUGGAAAUGGAAAAAUCUGCAAAGGUAAACUUCAGUAACUCUCUUUUUCAAUUGCAUUUGAAUUCCACAUUCAAAAGUAUCCUUUAUUUCAGAUAUAAACGAAUGCUCCCAGAACAAGUAUAAAUGUCCAGCUCAUUCAAAAUGUCACAACACUCCUGGAGCAUACAGUUGCAAAUGUCGUCGUGGAUUCAAGUUGAAAAAUGGACGUUGUUUAGGUACAUUCUUCCCAGGGUCUUCCCUCUUGCCAAGGUAUUUCCUCCUCAAGAGGGAAUAGUCUGGGAACGAGAUUGUGUAAAACCCACCUAUAUAAUCAUUGAUGUAGUUUUUUCCGUCAACAUACUGUUCACAGUUCUCCAACCAACUGCUGCCUUUCCAAUGCUUAGGAACGCCCCACCUAACCAGCCUUACUUAUUCUUAUCUUUUUCUUGAUAUUUUUAUGAAGACGUGGACGAAUGCAAAGUGAAUUCUCAUAAUUGCGACAAGAAUGCUUUGUGUAUCAACUUUGUUGGCAGUUUUAAAUGCCGCUGUAAAGAAGGAUUUGAACACUUGAAGGAUGGAAGACUGUGCUUGAAAGACGGUUAGUUAAACCUAAAUCCAAUAACGUAACAAAAGUCAUAACCAUCGUCAUUCGUGAUAUAUUUUUAUCUGUUUUAUUUAGAGGACACAUCAAAAAGCAACAAUGCAUUACUCAUUAUUGUAGCAGUUUCAGCGUCUCUGCUUCUGGUCAUUUUAAUCUCGUGCUGUCUCUAUUGCCAAAGGUAAGAAUCACAAAGAAUACGCCUUUUUAUCACCGGCUGAAAACGUACUCUUUCAUCAAAACAAUACUUUCAGCUCAUAAAAUUGAAUUUAGACCUUUCAAGACCAAACGGACCAUUGGAUGAAAACUUUCCAACUUUUGAUAACAUGUUUUUUACGAGUUGGAAAUCAUUGUUGUGAUGAAAGAAAAUAUUUUUCGACCGAUAGGAGGCAUACUUUUUAUUUGAGAUGCCACAAUAUUUGUUACAUUUUCGUUAAUUUUGUGUUUCUUGUUUAAUUUAGAAGGAACAAGAAACGCAAGGAAAAUACCGACAGCGAGGAGUCGAAGAUGCUUUUAGGGAAUCAGUUUGCUAACGAGGCACAGCAACAAGCUGUGUUUAUGUUUAAUCCUCGCGAAAACAAAGAAUAAAGUGAGUGUUUUUUUUAAUCAGAAAAUUUUCUCAAGCUUGUAACUGUAAGCAAGAUUUCUCAAUUUAUAUUGAGUAAAGCAAAAUUAUCAAGGGUGGGUUGACUACAAAAAUUUUUUAGUUCGCUAUAACUACAGCUUCUUCAAAAAUAUGUAGUCAGCUACAACUACUGCUACUUUUGAACAAAGGUAGUUCGCUACUGACUACAGCUACUGCUUAAAAAAUGUAGCGAACUAUUUCGCUAUUUCGCUAUAAUCUACAUUUUUUAGUUUUACUGUAUUUGGAGCAUCUACUAUUAACUCAGGCUAUAAUAUAACCUAUAACAAAUCGACUUACGAGGAGCAACAGACAGCAGUAAACACAAAGCAACAUUUUUGUAAGCACUACAGUGUUCAGGAGUGCAAAUUGACUAUUGAGUAUUGAUUUUAAGCAGACGGUGUCUCAAUAUCAUGCUAUUCUAUCAAGUUGCUAACAAUUUUAAAAAGUAGCGAAUAGCGAUUCGCCGUUUGAAAAGUAGCCAACUACUUGGCUACUUUUAGGCAAAAUGUAGUUCGCUAUAACUACAGCUACUGUUUUAAAAAAGUAGUAAAAAACUACAGGCUACUUGAAAAUUGUAGUUCGCUACAGUAGCGAACUACAACUACUUCGCUACUACCCACCCUUGAAAAUUAUACAUUGUCAUUGCUGCUGAAAAAAAAAAUCUCAAUUUGAAACAUUACUAAAAAGCAAGUGAAGUUGCUCAUAAAUAGGAGUAUUCUUACUCGAUACAUUGAGUCAUUGUUAAUGAACGCCUUACUCGUAUUUUUGUACCAAAACACUCGGGCGUUUUUGCAAUACACGUCCAUAUUUAGAUCUUUGAAACAAUGUUUCUGUUUUUGAUAUCCAUUUUGUCUUCUUGCCAUCCUUAAGUUUCUCUGUUUUUACAGUGCUAUGUUUGGGCAAUAUUCUGCAGCAAGUAACGAAGCUACCAAAUGAAUAAACCGAAGUAUGGUCUUUACUGUAUAUGAACAAAUUUACAUUAGAUGCAAGUAUGAUUGGUGUAUAAACAAGUAUCAAAGUAUCAAGAAGUAUCGAGCGAUGAAUUCUUGCAAUAAAAUUCCCUUUCCUGUUGC
Paramuricea clavata is the source of this 7794-nucleotide messenger RNA. Lineage: Eukaryota; Metazoa; Cnidaria; Anthozoa; Malacalcyonacea; Plexauridae. The record is from the annotation of a GenBank genome assembly.